Molecule: messenger RNA, 4685 nt
Organism: Labrus mixtus (cuckoo wrasse)
Lineage: Eukaryota; Metazoa; Chordata; Actinopteri; Labriformes; Labridae
Gene: dalrd3
Product: DALR anticodon binding domain containing 3
Exons: 13
Coding region: 238-1950 (570 amino acids)
Biological process (GO): tRNA C3-cytosine methylation; arginyl-tRNA aminoacylation
Molecular function (GO): ATP binding; arginine-tRNA ligase activity; tRNA binding
Source: RefSeq, a predicted model, not a curated record
ACUAUGCCUCUUAUGGUUCCGCUGGGGGGAAAAACAGCCGAUGCAGUCCUCGUCGCCUGCAGCCAGUCUGACAUCGACCACUGAUAAACCGUGCAGACGAUAAUUAGCAUGACAUGUAGCAGUGUUUAAGCCUAGCAUCGCCUGAGCAGCACCAAUCAGUGUGACGGCGCUUUUCCAGUAAGGUAUGGGCAGGGUGUAGUUUGUGUCAGUAGCUCGUCUGUUUGUGUUGUGGUGGUGAUGGAGAAUACCGAGGAGCAGUCUUCGCCCCUCCGUAUCACCCCUACUGUCCGGGCGCUGAGCUCCGCACUGCGAGGAAAGCGUGAAAAUGUAUCCGAUUCCGGCCGGGAGAAUGGGGACAGGCUCUUUCCAGACCCAGAGAAGCUUUGGUUCAAGGAAAGCAGCGCGAAAAACCUGCGGAACAGGGACUUCUUAUCGCCGACCACGAUGCUCAACACGCUGUAUGCCGACGGGCAGGUCCCUUCCGCAGUGAUGUCCAGGGUCUUGUCCCUUCGUGGCAGUGGGGUUCUCCCUGUGGCUGGUGGGGAGGUAAUGGGUGAAGGGUUGCGGGUGAGGGUGGACCGGGCAGCAGCCUUCAGGUCUGUCCUGGCGGGUGGAGCCACAGAAUACUUCAAGCCCUCGAGUCAGAAGCAAGGGUGUGUGGUGCUGAACUGCCCCGCACUGCACCCUAAACCAGACACUCUCACUCCUGAAACACUGACUCUGGGCCAGCUGAGGACUGUUCUGCUGGCUGACCACAUGGGGGCGCUGUUAAGAAGACAGGGGUUUGCAGUGUCCUACUGCCCGACACUUCCUGAAGACAGCAACAUCAUCACCUUUCUACGAAGUCUGGGCAUCGACUGGCCAGCAGCCGAAGCCAACUGGACCAACGAGGAGCGAGAGGAAAAGAUUCAGGCGGCGCUGGAGAACUCCACAUACAGACAGAGAGAAACAGAGAGAGGCAGGAGGACCAGCGGAGGAGGGAAGAAGAUGGAGGAGGAGGAGAGCGAAGGGGCGCUCAGGGUCAACCUGAAACGAGCGUUCCAAGAGGAGGGGCUUCUGGGAUACGACCCCAGCCUUGGUACUUGCACAGUCCACAGAGACAGCGUUUCCCACCUUGCACAACUGGACCUAGCCACAUCCGACUGCACGGUACCCAUGGCAACAGUGUUACAUGUGACUUCCUGUCAGGAUGAGUUCCGCCAGCAGCAGAUAGCAGUGCUUUGGAGAGCAAGUGGAGCAACGCAUACGCAGAGACAUCUGGUGUGUGGGCCAGUGAAGACUCCCGGUUCUCAGCUCACUGCUGCACAGUACCUGCAGCUGAGGAGAGGUCAGAUGAAGGAGGCCUCAGAGAUGAAGUAUGGAGAUCAAGUAGAAGGUCAGACAUGGGAUGACAUCAUCAGGGUUAUGACUUCUGCCACGGUCAGAUUUGAGCUGCUGUCAACGGUCCACACAAGUCCUGUGACAUUGGAUGUCCAGAAAGAAGGGGGCGUGUCCACCAAAGGGCCCAGAGGAGGAGUGUUUGUCAUGUACAACUGUGCCAGACUGCACACUCUGUUCGACAGCUACGAGAGAGGAGUGGAGAAGGGUCUAUACCCAGAAAUCCCUGAGGGCUCCCAGCUGGACUUCUCUGCUCUAAAAGAAGAGGGCGAGUGGCUUCUCCUUUUCAAUUAUCUCAUCCCAUUCUCUGAGUUGCUGGACCAAUCAGGACAAGCUUUAGACUGUGAAGGGGGAGGAGCCAGAGUCAAUAUUAAGACUGAACAGAUCUGUAAAUUUCUCGUGUCACUCAGCAAAGACUUCAGUUCGUACUACAACAGAGUCCACGUGCUUGGGGAGCCGCUGCCUCAUCUCUUCAACCAGAUGUUUUGUCGUCUGUAUCUGCUCAGAGCAUUGAGAGAGCUCUACCACAGCGCUCUGGACACCCUUAACCUUCCACCCAUCAGACAACUAUAGCCCGACACGUCUCCUGGGAUCACCUCACCUCUCGUCUCACUCAAACGCACAAUCACCUCUGUUUUGUGGUAGUAGCAACAUCUUGUACACAACUAGUUAUCUUUUUUUUUUUUGGGAUAAGAAGUCUCCAUGUCACCUUCCCCUUGAAGUGUAAGUGCGCUCUGGGGCUGUUACGGUCAAUUAGGAGCUAUUUUUGUAUCUUCCCGGUGUGUAGUUUUAACAGCUUUUUGUCUCUGAUAACUGAAGCUUACCCAUAUACUAUCAUAUGUAAGUCAAUCAAAUAUGUACACAGAGCUGUUUCUUAACAUCUUAAAGGUCACAUAUUAUCCUCUUUUUCAAAAAGUUUAAAUAAGACUCAGAGCUCCCCAAAACAUGUCUGUGAAGUUUCUUGUUCUAAAUCCACUCUGAUCCUGUAUUUGAUCAUGCCUAUAAACCCCUCUAUUUCAGCCCUGCUCAGAACAGGCUGUUUCUGUGUCUGUACCUUUAAAUAUGUAAAUGAGCUGUGUUUAACCACGCCCCCUCUCUGGAAUGGCUUCAUGCCCAAUUGUUUACGGUGAGAAGGCAGACUCAGAGGACAGAACAAACACCUAGCUGUGGAAGUGUCCCCCAUCUGGUGGAGGGGUUACUGCCCUUUGUGAUGUCAUCAAGGAAAAAACAGCCUGUUUUAGCACACAGCAAGUGGAGCAGGUAAAAGACGGAGAGGAUGAACUUUUCUCAUAACUGGGGAGUCUGUAGACAGACUCGGGACACAUAUUAGUGUUAGAGAAACCUGGUGAAGUGGAUUUUGCAUAAUAUGUGACCUUUAAGUUAUCUGCAGACUGGAUUGUCCUAUAUGCUUACAACAAAUCAGCAUUUUAACAGCAAAUAGGAACUCUACAGUUUGUCAGCCAAGAAAGACAGGAAGUUUUUUUUUAUCUGUUUAAGCCCUAAUUAACCUUCCCUUAUUUCACUCCAAUCAUGUAAGAUAAAGUAGAUUUAUAUGCCCUUUGACCUAAUUACCCCUUAAGGCUAAGCCACACACACGUGAGACUUUUAUUAUGAUUAUCGUGCCAUAAUCCAACCAGUAGUAAAGACAUCCUGUUUAAAUGUGUUUCUUUUUGUAAUCACAGCGGCCCCCUUACUUAUCGUCACUCACAGUAUCUCACAGUAAAACAUGUCAUAGCCACUGCCAGAUUGAAGAAGUCCUGUUCAAGUAGAAGUGUGAGUUACCCGCCCUGUAUUUAUCAGUGCCAUACAAAUAUUUAUUGUCUGUUUGAAGAAAAAAAAAAGAGAUGUGUACAGAAUAUAUAUUCUGCAUAAUAAGUCUUAAUUGCUUUGUUCAUAUAUUAUUGUUAAUGAAUUCUGCUCGACAAAUCAUAAAUACUCUGUAUCUAAAGAAACACCACCAGUACCAGUCCUAACAGUGUUCAUAAGUUAUUCACAAAACCCAUCAAACAGCAGGCAUCAUACGGUUAAGAGAUGCAUGACAUGGCAUGAAUAUAAUAUAUUAAGAGUUGAUUCUAAAAAAAAUGUAUUUAUGAACUUUGGUAGCUGAGAGCAUUUGACCCAAGUCUGAUCCUUAAGUAUCAUUCAAAUGUGAAGAGUUGUCCCAUCGUCCAUCAAAAUGUGCCAUAGCUUGUUUUUAACCUUCUGCUUCCAUUCAUUUUGUACGUUUGUGUUUUUUUGAACAAUUCAUGUUGGAUCUAAACAGUAAAUGUACACAAGUAUCAAAUGUCUUAAGAACACACCUCUUUAUGCAUGAGAUGUUUUGUCUUAAAAGGGAAUGUUUACAACGUGCAGAUUUAUUUCCAGUCUUUGUUCUCCAAGGUUAUUAACACUGUAUUAAAGGGGACUUUCAUCCUUUCCUUAUGCUGUUCCCUGCCUCACUGUAUUUAAACAUCUGUGCUUUAUACAAUAUGUUCACUCGGUGCAUUUCUCUCCCGCCAUGUUUUCACCCCUCAGGCCUCAGCAUCUCUGACCUUCUUCCCCCCGUCUCUCACACUUUCCUCCCUCCUCCUAGCCACCCUAACCACAAUCUCCUGCCAGGAGCACUUAAAGCCUUUUAAUCUGGGUGGUGUUCUAUACACUGCCAUACAAAGCUGGCAGAGUUUGCUAGUCCUAAUUGUAGGUACAAUGUUUUUGGAAAACCCUGAUAUGAGGGUUUUUAACAGGAUACUGAAAUAUGAACAUGAUUCAAGUGUCCUUUCUUUACAAUACAUCUAAAACUAAGAAAAAACCUUGCCUUAAUUAAUCAUCCAAUAUGGGCUAUGUCAAACAUUUUCAGUCCCUUGUUUCCAAAGGCGAAAUAAAACAUUUCUGAAAUAGAAACGCAUUAAAAACACAAUCAGGCCAACUUCUUUCCUAUCCUGAAUCAUGACCACUAACAUCUCUGACCCUCAUGUGAAUGUAGUGUAAUGAAACUCUCUCCUACACACAUCUGCCUGCCUACAGUUUCUGUGAGUUUCCUGUCUGCAGAAUAAAAAUAACCAUGACAGACUCUUUACUAUCUUGUUUGUGUUUUCAGUGUAUAGAAGGAUGUUCCCUCCUGACACCGUUAUACUACAGAUACAUCUGCUCAUGCUCCACUGACACACUCUGCCCUUCAGCCACACAGAUCCAACAAUAUGCACAUGUAGACGUUUGUAUAUGUGAUGCUGUAAGCAGUGAUUCACCACUUAAGAUACAGCAGUGAAUCACUGUUCACUAGAGCGUUGGUCCCUGUCAUUCACAGAAAUAAAUAAAAUAUGUACCUUUCA